Messenger RNA from Lasiodiplodia theobromae, 1038 nucleotides. RefSeq lists its product as uncharacterized. NCBI's taxonomy places the organism in Eukaryota, Fungi, Ascomycota, Dothideomycetes, Botryosphaeriales, Botryosphaeriaceae. The record is from RefSeq and is a predicted model, not a curated record. Bases 1 to 1038 code for a protein of 345 amino acids. The transcript is spliced from 3 exons. Gene Ontology annotation, biological process: mitotic sister chromatid segregation. Gene Ontology annotation, cellular component: chromosome, centromeric region; chromosome passenger complex; spindle midzone.
AUGCCGCCGCAACGCGUCAAGAAGCAACCUGCCUCGCGGUCCAACGCGUCAUUAGACUCCGAUGUUGUCGCUAGCUUUCCGGAUCCGCCUGCGAACACGACGUCAGCAGCAGCCACACCCUCCGCCGUGACUCCAGAUGGGAUUGCGCAUUCGAAGAGGACAGUCAACAUCACUGAGCAACAGAAGCAAGUGCUCAUGGAUAACCUGCAACUUGAGAUCACCGAGAGAGCUCGCAAGCUGCGGUCGCAAUAUGGUCUUCUCGCUCAAGGUCUGCGGUCGCGCCUCGAAAUGCGCGUAAACCGCAUUCCUACUGCGUUGAGAAAGACGAACAUUAUGGACCUGAUCGAGAAAUACUCUGAUGAGCCCCGCGCUGAACCACCAGCAUCAACCAUUGCAAGGUCCGUCCUGAAGCCGUCCGAAUCUUCGCAAUCAAGCCCCGUGCCCAGACGUGGAGUGAAGCGUAGCAGUGAGGAAAGGGACAAAGAGAACGCCGACCAAGAGCAUGAGCAGGAGCCAGAACUUGUUAUGCCUAAGAAGCGGGCCAAGACGACAGGCAACCAGAAGAAGGGCCCUCCGGCGGCUAACUCUCGCGCUCGUACUGUCUCCCGCCAGGAUCAACCGCUUCAAGUGCUCUCUCCCAAAUCCAACAACUCUCGCACGUACCCACGCUCGCCAUUGAAGAUGGCAGAGGAUGAGAAGAUGGCUAUCAAGGCCGUUCAGCAUACUUCACCAUUGAAGAGCAACAUCCUCAGCCCCGGCGAAAAGCCCGCCAGUAAGGGCAAAGCCACUGCUGGUACCGGACGUGGCAAGAAAGCCACCAGGGCCAGUAUUGCUAGCAGCAAUGGAUCCGCAACCGAUACCACUACUGGCACAACGAUCGUGAAGAAGGCACCAGCCGCUACAGGAGCUAAGAAGACAGCACGAAACACAGCAACGACAAAGUCGGCUGGUGCUAAGGCUACGGCUGCUGCGAAGAAAGGGAAGGAGAAUGCACCAGCCGCGACCGCUGGUCGUACUUUGAGAACACGAGCAAAGUAA